Ostrinia furnacalis (Asian corn borer) is the source of this 584-nucleotide messenger RNA. RefSeq names its product pupal cuticle protein C1B-like. The coding region runs from base 65 to 322 and encodes 85 amino acids. The record is from RefSeq and is a predicted model, not a curated record. The transcript has 2 exons. NCBI's taxonomy places the organism in Eukaryota, Metazoa, Arthropoda, Insecta, Lepidoptera, Crambidae.
AACACUUCUUGCAUUUCGCGAGUUAACUUGAAUCACUUUAAACUACCAAAUCAACCCCAACAAAAUGUUCAAGCUGUUCAUCUUCGCCUGCUUCCUGGCCUUCGCCGCCGCCAAGCCCGGUAUUGUUGCUCCCGUAGCAUAUACCGCGGCGUACACCGCGCCAGUAGCCGCUGCGUACACCGCGCCAGUGGCCGCGGCGUACACCGCUCCGGUCGCAGCCGCGUAUACUGCACCAGUAGCGUAUUCCGCUUACUCAGCAUACCCAGCCUACUCAGCCUACAGUUACGCGUCACCUUACUCUGCCUACUACUUACGCCGUUAAUUUUAAACAACAAAAUUUAUUAUUAAACCGCAAAAACCAACGCCGUUAAUUAAAAUUAUUAUUUUGAGUUAUUAACCAAUCAGGACUAUACAUGUGAUGAUAGUCGUGUAAAUACUCUUUGCCAAAUUCUCUCCUUAAUAACAUUGUACUUUGUUCUUUUGUUUUUUCAUGGCUUAGUGCCUCUUAUGUACCCAUCUGUGAUGUCCUUAUCUAUUAUGUACAUUUUAGACAUAAGACAAACAAUAAACAUUUGAAAAGUAAA